This is a messenger RNA of Akanthomyces muscarius, 369 nucleotides long. RefSeq lists its product as uncharacterized. The transcript has a single exon. The record is from RefSeq and is a predicted model, not a curated record. Lineage: Eukaryota; Fungi; Ascomycota; Sordariomycetes; Hypocreales; Cordycipitaceae. Bases 1 to 369 code for a protein of 122 amino acids.
AUGCCGACACGCCAGCACAACAAGCGGGCCGAGCGGAGGAUCCUUCCCCGCGGCCGCUCCGCCAGCCAUCGCAUCUGCUUUCUGGUCCCUGUCGUGCUGUUGCUGCUGCUGCUGCUGCUGCUCCUCAAGCAGCAUGCUCGCCGGUCGCAUAUCCAAGCUCUUGCCUUUACCCUUGCCGUCUGUUUCCGCGCCCGCCUCGCCUCCGGCGCGGCUCUUCUGCUCGAGGCGCCUGGCAUCUUCCACGGUCUGCUUUGCCUCCCAGGCUUCAAAGACGGCGCCGCCGGCCACGCCCGGACCCCAGACGCGGCGGCCGCAGUGCUCGCACGUCGAUCCGCGGGGGCGCCAUCCUCGCUGGCGCAACUCCACUGA